This is a messenger RNA of Xyrauchen texanus (razorback sucker), 2345 nucleotides long. RefSeq names its product zinc finger protein 384-like. Gene Ontology annotation, biological process: regulation of transcription by RNA polymerase II. Gene Ontology annotation, cellular component: nucleus. The record is from RefSeq and is a predicted model, not a curated record. The coding region runs from base 177 to 1451 and encodes 424 amino acids. NCBI's taxonomy places the organism in Eukaryota, Metazoa, Chordata, Actinopteri, Cypriniformes, Catostomidae. The transcript has 10 exons. Gene Ontology annotation, molecular function: RNA polymerase II cis-regulatory region sequence-specific DNA binding; DNA-binding transcription factor activity, RNA polymerase II-specific.
GUAGACAGUUCGGCCAACUCCGUAAGAAAGAAAAAAAUAGAAAGAAAGAAAAACACAAGGGAGGAAAAAAAACUAAUUACAUUUCUUCAAACUGGGGCUUUCGGAAAGACUUCACAAACUAUCCCAAUCUAAGGAAAUCCCCCGCGAGAGAAGACAAAGUCUUCGGAUCUGGGGUGAUGGAGGAUUCCCAUUUUAACUCAUACUUCUGGUCUCCUGUGCAGGGACAGAUUGAGAAUGCUGUAUUUCUCAAUAACGUCAAGGAGCAGCUUGGUCAUGAUAAAAGCCCCAUCUACUCAUAUGGCCCUGCCCACUAUCCAGCCACAGCAGUGGUGGCCGUUGCCGGGGGUGCCAUGGAUACCACAGCAGGGAGACAGACACUGAAACAGGAACAGGCACAAGCGUCCCAGGCCUCACACAGUAUCACAGUGGUGCCGAUGCAAUCUACGGGCAUCAUGACAGCAGCGGGUUUGGUCACCCUGGUGUCUCCAGUGUCCUCUGCCCAGUCCCAUCCGUCCACCACCAUGAUAACAGUCCAUACAGACAAGAAUAAAGAAUCAGUGCCAUGCUCACCGGUUAUCAUACCAUUACCUUCAAAAAGGGGAAGAAAGAAGAAAUCAACGCUCCCGUUUGUUGGCUCACCUACUGGGAUAGAUCCCUUGAUUUUGGGUUUUGCAGAACAGCAUCAUUCUGCCAACCCCUUCAGUCUCUCCCCAGAAGAAGUACAUACUGGGAAAGACGGUGGAAAAACAUACAGAAACCACACAGAAUCUAAAGCUUAUAAGUGUCCUCAUUGCACAAAAUCAUUUUCCAACACAAGUUAUCUGGCUCAGCAUGUACGAAUACACACAGGAGUGAAGCCUUACACUUGUAAUUUCUGCCAAAAGACCUUCCGACAACUCAGCCACUUACAGCAACACCACAGGAUCCACACAGGAGACAGGCCAUACAAAUGUACACAACCAGGUUGCGAGAAGUCUUUCACUCAGCUCUCUAACCUGCGGUCUCAUCGGCGUCAGCACAACAAGGACAAGCCAUAUAAGUGUCAACAUUGUAACCGUGGUUAUGUAGACGCAUCCAGCCUGGAAGUACAUCUGUCUACUCACACAGUCAAGCACGCUAAGAUGUACUCCUGUGGUAUAUGCAACCAUACUUAUACAUCGGAGAUGUAUCUGAUGAAACACAUGCGUAAACAUGCGGUUCUAGCUCCACCCGGGUCAAAUAGCCCCGGCCAUGCUGGAGGAGGAGGCUCAGCGGGAGACAGGGCUGAGAGGAGCAACACCUUCACCCAGCAGGCUGUUGUGCCAUGUAUAUUUGACCGGAACCAUUAUAAACCAGUAACUUCUGCAGAUGUACAGUAUAAAACUGUCAAUGUAUCAGACAUCUCCCCUCACAAAGACCUCUGCAUUACUUGGGAGGCAUCUGCCAUUCAGGUGGAACGCCUGAACUCAUGAGAAAUCCCAUAGAGCAAGGGACAAAACUUUAAAACUGAAAAACUUGUGAAAUAGACGAGAGUUGUGGAUACAUUGGGGACAUUUUCUUACUCUAUGCCUUCCUAUUUGUAUGAAGGAGGAAGUAUGACUGUGGAUUUAAAUGGACAAAGGUGAAGGAAUCGCUAAGGUGAAACUUUUAUAUAUUUUUUUUUCUUUCCCAUUUUUUUUUUAAAUGUACUUCUGGAAUACUGAUCUUCCUUGCAAAUACUUCAUUUUUAAACUGUGGCUUUUUCAUUCAAUGCACAGUUCAUAUAUCUGAAGUCUGUUACAGCGUAUAGUUCAAUUUCUGGUUUAUCCUGUUUUUAUGAUCAUCUGCAUCUGUAGGGGUUUGUAUGGUCACUGCACCUUCAACAUCAUUAUUGUUAUUGUCAAUAUGAAUGGAAAUAUUCUGUGUCUUGCAGAGUAUGUGUAGAAUUGUUGGUCCUUUUCCAUUUUAAAAGAGAGGUUUUUUGCAGAAAUGUAUGUAAAACAGAAAAGGGCAUACAGGAUAUAUGAUUAUCAAGUGUAUCUUGUGUGAACGAGUAAAGCAUAUCAGUAAAUAAGACAAAAAAUUGGUGUCAAAUAAUGCUGUGGCAAAUAUCUUAUGACUCCUAUGAGAUUAUGUGUUAACGAUGAAUUAUCUUGUUUAGAAUUCAUAUCUGCAAAUUACAUGUAUUAUUCUUUUAUUACAACAUUGUCACUAUUAUACUAUCACAAUAACAACUGUUAAAAUGCACCCCAAACCUCUAAAUUAGCAUGGAUUAAGCAUUUUAGAAUACAAUAUUAAAGAAAAUACAAUAUUAAGAGUUCACCAUCUAAAUUUACUCAGACUGUAAAUAAUCAUCAACAGUUGUCUGCUUGGUCAGAUAUAGUAAU